Molecule: messenger RNA, 5493 nt
Organism: Plasmodium malariae
Lineage: Eukaryota; Apicomplexa; Aconoidasida; Haemosporida; Plasmodiidae
Product: conserved Plasmodium protein, unknown function
Exons: 4
Coding region: 1-5493 (1830 amino acids)
Source: RefSeq, a predicted model, not a curated record
AUGAAAAACGUCAAACAGAAAAUUACAAAUUUUAAGGAACUGGCGAAGCAACUAGAGGCAUGUGUGCAUCAUGACUCGACGGAUAUUGAUGUGAUGCGAGAAAUAUACAGAGAAUGUAAAAAAGAUUUACUUAUAUUAGAAAAAUUAACACUAGAGGCACUAGAAAGGGGGAAUGCAAAUUUGUUCGAGCAAUUAGUAGAGGUUUCUACCCAAGUUAACAGAGCAGUUAAACUUUUCGAUAGUUUUGAGAAAAACAAAAAAGAUGGAAAUAGGAGAUAUUCAGAAGUAGGUGACAAAACAUUUAUGAACAACAAUAGGAGGUACAUGUCAAAAAAAAAAAAACAUCAUGAAGGGGAAAAACAGAAUGAAAAAAAAGGAAGAAAAUAUAAAAGCACAGAUGAAGAAAAUGAAAGAGAAAGAAAUCGAAGUAGAAGUAGAAGUAGAAGCAGGAGUGGAAGUAGAAGCGGAAGUAAAGGUAGAAGUAGAAGAAAAGAACGUGAAAAGAAAAAAAAGAAGAAAAAAAAAGAAAGAGAAAAAAGAAGAAAUUAUCUAAGUGAUGAUAUUAGUAGAGAAAAAGAUAUUCAUGAUAAAGGUAUGUUUAGAUCAAUGUCAAUAGAUUCAUUUAAUAAGGAUAUCGGUAUCCCUAAUGAUACCAAAAUUUUAAGCAGUGACAUGGAUGAAAAUUUCAAUUACCCAAAUGUAAAGGAUAAUAACAGGAGGAAAAAAAAAAAAAAAAAGAAAGAAUUAUAUGAGAACAAAUUCAAAUUUGAAAGUUUAAAUAGUAAUGAAGAUGAUUUUUUAAAUAAGAAUAUAAUGGAAUCAAUAAAUGAUUUCAAGUUAUCAAAUAAAUUAUCCAAAAGUAAAACAAGUAACCAUGAUAAACAGUUAACUUCAAGCAGUUUAUUAGUUAUAAUAAUUCACAUAUCUGAUAUAAUAAACGUUUCGUUCAAUAUAAAAAAUGUUUUUAUAUAUUUAACAUUAAAAUCAUUAGAUAAUAAAAUAAAUAUAAGAAAGAAAAGUAGAAGUAAAAAUGUGGAGAAUUUUUCUAUAAACGUAUCAGAAUUGUUCGAGUUUUCUAUUUUUUAUAACAAUCAGUUGUAUUUAUCAGUUGAUAUAUUAGAUAGCAUAAAUAAUUGUCGUUAUUACACUUGCUUAAUAAAUCUAAAUAAAAAUAUAUUAAAGAAAACUAAAUUUUUUGUACCCACAGCGUACUUAUUAACACAAGUUACCGACAAUUUUUAUCCUAAUCAAGAAAUUAAAAAUAAUAAAAGUUUUUUUAUGAACAAUGAUUCUCUUUUUCCAAGUUCAAAAUUUAGAUAUGAUAAUAGCAACAAUGGAAACACUAGGAAUUUUAAUUUUACAAAACCUAUUAUUAAUGAUUUCUCAGGGAUAAAUGAUCAUUUAACAAAUCGAAAAUUGAGUAACCAUACUAUGAAUAAUUAUAAUUCUACUCGUAGCAAUAACAAGAACGUUUUAAAUUUUAAAAACUUCAAUUUUACUACCAGCAGAAGUUUGAAUAACCCCAACGUGAGCAACUUCAAUUUUACUAGCAGAAAUUUGAGCACUCCGAACAUGAGUAACUUCAAUUUUACUAGCAGAAAUUUGAGCACUCCGAACAUGAGUAACUUCAGUUUUACGAGAAAAAAUUUUAACCUUACAAAUCCUAUCUUCAGCGACCCUUACUUCAGCGACCCUUACUUCAGUGACCCUAGUUUCAGUAACCCUAACUUCGGUAACACUAAUUUUAAUAGUUCUAACUUCGGUCAUCUUAACUUUAAUAACUUAAACUUCAACCGUAGCAACUUCAACCGGAACAAUCGCAGCUUUGAUAAUAAUUUUAACAAGGGAGUGAUGAAUGGAGACGUGGGUAUGAGUAAUUUUAAUAAGCUGAACAAUGCAGAUAGUUUCGAUAAAAUGAGAACGUCCAGCAAUGGGAUGAUGAAAGGAAGUAGGAUUGAAAAUGAAAUAGAAAAGAAAGAAGAAUUAAACAAAAGAGAAAGGAAUUUUUCGAGUAACUAUUCCUAUAUAAUAAUGAAUAUAUUUUUGAAAAAUAAUGAUUUUGAUCAUGAGACGGAAUUAUUAAAACAGAAUAAUUUAAAUCUAUACAAGCAGUUAUAUAAUGUAUGUAAUAAGGAGAAAGUAUUUUAUGAAAAUAAAAAUAAGGAAAACGAAAGAAAAAUUGAAGAACUGGAUAAAUUAGUAAUGCUGCUAGAAUUAGAUAAUGAAAGUUACAUAGAUGCAAAUAGUAAGUUAAAAGAAAUAAUAGAAUCGAAUAAAGAAAUAAUUACAGUUAUAGAAAAUAUUGUACAAAAAAAAAAUAGUAAAAUAGAAAAAUUGGAAAAAGAAAAUGAAAAAGUUGUAGAAGCUGAAAAAUUAAUUGAGAAAAAUAAAAAAGAAAAUGAUCAUUUAUCAGAACAAAUUACUAAGUUAAAUGCUAUUUUUAAUGAACAUAAAUUAAAAUUAAAAUAUUCAAGUGAAAUUAAUAAUAAUCUUAACAGCAAGGUAAAUAAUUUGCUAUUUCAGUUGCAAAAUGCACAGAUGAAAAAUGAAAAGCUCUUGUUAUAUCUAUCCUUUUUAUUAAAACAUAUACACAAGAAUAGUUAUAACGAGUAUGAAAAAAAUUCUUUAAGUUUAAUGAAACUAAAAAAAAUUAAUUGGAACUUAGAAAAUUCCACAACUAACAGCUACAACCACUUACUCGAUGACAUAAUAAAUAAAUAUAAAUAUGUAAAGAAAAACUCUAAUUUUAAUGAUAUAUUUGUGAAAAAUUAUAUCAAAAAUCAAAAGAGGAUAAAUGUAAGUCCAAAAAUUUUAGAGAAAUUUUUUGCUGUUCAUAACAACGAGCAAGAACGAAAUAAUUAUGAUUGUGAUGACAACAACAUUUUGGAUAAUAGUCUUAAUGAGAAGAAACAUUUUUUUAAAAAUGAUGAUGGUCAUGAUGAUUAUGAUGCUUCCGUUACCGAUACAAAGGAAUCCGUAGAUGAAGAAAAUGAUUUAUUAGUUGACAAUUUUUUAAUUGAGGAAUAUAAAAAAUAUUUGACUUCGACCAGUACUAAGGAGAAUAGAAGAAAAGACGACAGUAGUGAUUUCGCUGACUUGAUCGGUUAUGACAACUUUCUUACAAACGUACGAAAAGAAGAAAGUGAAAAAAAUGAAAAGAAUAGCAAUAGUCAACUUCACCACAACAUGUUAACAAAUAAUCAAAGUGAUCGAUUCAUUUUUAAUAUGAAAAGAGUGGAUGAAGUUCAAAAAGAAGAAAAGAAAGGAGAGAAAAAUAAAAAAAAGAAUUAUCCUUUUAAUGUACCUAAUGAUAAUAAAAAGAAUGACAAACAUAACCAUAUGAAUGGUGUCAACUAUUUUCAAAUAGCGAAAGAUGAUAGAAUAAUUCCUGGUGAUAAUUUAUAUAAAGCGUUUAGAGAUGACUUAGAUGUCCAAACGAAUAAUAGCACUUUUUCAUUUUAUUUAAAAAGCCGUGAGCAAAUGAACUUUUUAAAGAAUAUAAAUAAAAAGAAAAAAAAUCAAAACUAUAAAAAUAAACAUUUAAAAAAAGGGCAUAGUAAGGAACAAUUAGAAAGUAAGAUGCAUAACCACAAGGAAAAAAAGAGCAACCACAAAAAAAAUACCACCAGUAGUUCUAGUAGUAGUAGUAGUAGUAGUAGUAAUAGUGAAAGAAUUAACAACAAUAUUAACAAAUACAAUUGCAAUCAUCGUAUGUCUUCUUUGGAGAAGGAAAAAGUAUAUAGGAAAAAAAAAAUUUUAAUUAACAAUAGAAAAAAUAAUAAUAUUAAUCAUGCUAAAAAAAAAAAAAAAGGUAAAAGCCCUCAUUUAUUUAGGGAAAAUUACACUGUUAACAACUGUGAAAUGUUGAGCGACUCAUAUCAAGGGGAGGGAAGUUCAUCCGAAGUGACGAAUAAGAAAAAAAAAAUAAAGAAUGUAGUGAGUGACAGUUAUAUAAAGGACAUUCGUAAAGGUCGAGGAAAAAAACUUAAUAAAGAAAAGAUCACUUGCUACUGGAAUAAUGAAAUAAUGAAUAAACAUGAAGGAAGAGAAGACGCAACAGAAGACGAUAAAGGAGAAAGGAACAAGGAUCAUCAAUUAAGGAAAAGUGCAAUUUCGCAUAAACACAAACGAGUAAACACGUUGAGCAAAAAAACAACCAAUGACUAUUUUAGUGAUUAUAAAAGGUUUGAAAAGAAAUUUAAUUACUUUGUAAAGGUUUCAAGAAAUAUUAAAGGAAGUCUCAUGUCAAAUAGCAGUGAAAAAAUUGGUUAUGUUAUAAAUUUGAAUAGGAAAAGCUAUUUUACCAAUUUAGAAAAAAUAAUUAAUAAGUGCAAUAAAAAAGAACAAAAAAUAUCAUACUUAGACAAUUAUAUAAACACAAGAAUAAAAUCCAACUUUUUAUCAGAUGAAGAUAUUAAUAAACAUAAAAAUCUUCUGAGAAAUUUUUAUACAAAAAAUACCAAGGGCCUCAUUUUUGAAAACAACCUUGUUAAGAUUUAUGCGAAGCUUUAUUAUGCUAACGUUUCCAAGGGUGAAGAACUAUAUAAGGGGAAAGGAAGCACAGAAAAGCAUAAUAAUACUAACGAUGAUGACGUAAACGUUAGAAGAAACUCAAAUGCUAGCAGCAACAUAAACGCUAGCAGUAACGUAAACGCUAGCAGUAACGUAAACGCUAGCAGUAACGUAAACGCUAGCAGUAACAUAAACACGAACAACAACGUAAACGCUAGCAGCAAGGUAAACGCUAGCAGCAAGGUAAACUCGAACAAUGUAAACUCUAGCAAUAAAAGUAAUAAUGCUAAGCUGAACAAAGCAGAGGGAGAAAUAAAAGAAGAAAAUGUGUACUUGAAUAUAUACAUAAAGUCGAUUUUAUAUAACAUUAUUUACAUUAAAAGUAAUCUAAGCGAAAAUAGAAUGGAUAACAUUAAGGUAGUUAAAAGGAAUUUGAAAAAGAAUUAUAACAAAGUAAUAGAAGAAAAUGAUUAUAUUAAUUUAAAAAAGAAUGAAAUAUGUUUAUUAUAUACACUAUGUUUCAAAAAAAAACUCCUACAUAAUUUGCCAUUAUUUUUGAAUUUGCAAUGUUUAUAUAAUGAUAACACUACCAUCGAAUUCAAAGUUGCCUUGCCAUUUCCUCAUCUGUUUUUACUCAAGCCAAAUAGUUUAUAUUUAAAUAAUUUUGUAAAAAGGUUCCCAGAUAACAAUAAAUAUUAUUACAAAUCUUAUUAUUAUAGUAUGGUGGGCUUUUCAACUUUUAAUGAAUUUAUUAAUUCCAUAAAAUUAUAUAACUCAUUUAAUGUUUUGCACUUUGAUUCAUACAAUAUAUUAUUUAGUACCUAUCCAGUUGAUAAAAAAAAUAAGCUACUUUUAUUAAUUGUUUGUGAUUUUGUUAAAAAGAAAUAUGCAACUUCCAAAGACGCAGUAAAGUUGCAUUUUAUAUCUGUAUCCUAUACCUUAAUUAGUUUUGCCGUUAAUCUAUUUAAGCAAAUUUUAUAG